AUGGCCAAGAACGAUGCUGUAAUUCAGAGUCAAGCGGCAUCUUUGAGGAAUCUAGAAACUCAGCUGGGGCAACUUGCUAAUGAGCUAAGGAAUAGACCACAAGGCACUUUGCCUAGUGAUACAGAAAAUCCAAGAAGAGAUGGCAAGGAGCAUUGCAAGGCGGUUACCUUGAGAAGUGGCAAAAAUGUGGAACUUACUGAGGAUAAUUGUGCCAGAAACAGCGAGCCCACUUCAAUCCAAAGUAGUGGGGACAAAGGAGACAAAGCUGUGAAAUCAAAAGAAUUAAAUGCUGAUCCUGAAGCAAUUGCUGCAGCAAUUCCUCCGCAAAACGCUACAGGAGAGUCUACAAGCAAGCCACCUCCACCAUUUCCUCAACGCUUUCAAAGGCAGCAACAAAAUAGUCAAUUCCGCAGAUUUUUAGAUGUCUUGAAACAACUUCACAUCAAUAUACCAUUAGUGGAAGCUUUGGAGCAAAUGCCCAACUAUGUGAAGUUUUUGAAAGAUAUUUUAACUAAAAAGAGGAGGCUUGGUGAAUUUGAAACAGUGGCGUUGACUGAAGGCUGUAGUUCUAUAUUGAAGAGUAAAAUUCCUCCUAAAUUGAAGGAUCCGGGCAGCUUCACAAUUCCUUGUUCUAUUGGUGGUAGAGACGUUGGUAGAGCACUUUGUGACUUGGGGGCUAGUAUCAAUUUGAUGCCCAUGUCAAUUUUCAAGAAGUUGGGGAUUGGAGAAGCAAGACCAACCACAGUGACUUUGCAAUUAGCGGAUCGUUCUAUGGCGCACCCCGGAAGGAAAAAUUGA
Humulus lupulus (European hop) is the source of this 798-nucleotide messenger RNA. RefSeq lists its product as uncharacterized. NCBI's taxonomy places the organism in Eukaryota, Viridiplantae, Streptophyta, Magnoliopsida, Rosales, Cannabaceae. The record is from RefSeq and is a predicted model, not a curated record. The transcript has a single exon. Bases 1 to 798 code for a protein of 265 amino acids.